This is a messenger RNA of Musa acuminata AAA Group (dessert banana), 2068 nucleotides long. Its product is annotated as non-specific phospholipase C1. The transcript is spliced from 3 exons. The record is from RefSeq and is a predicted model, not a curated record. Gene Ontology annotation, molecular function: hydrolase activity, acting on ester bonds. Bases 194 to 1843 code for a protein of 549 amino acids. Gene Ontology annotation, biological process: phospholipid catabolic process. Lineage: Eukaryota; Viridiplantae; Streptophyta; Magnoliopsida; Zingiberales; Musaceae.
UGCCUUUUUAUAUUUGACCCGGCCUUCGUACCAGACGCCCUUCUUUGUUUGACUCGCCAACCGCAGUCGGACAAACCCCUUCGUCUUUCAUCCGUGGAAGGGAAGGAGUCCUCCCCAUUCGGAGAUCACAAUAUCAUCAUCAACUGUAUCAUUACGUUUCUUGCUCCGGGCUCCUCCGUUCGGCGACAGGGAGAUGGAUUCGGGGGUCCAGUGGCGGGGGCGGGGGCGGAGGAGGCUCCUCGCGGUGGCCGUCUUCGUGCUCUGCCUGGUGGCCUCCGCCCACUGCUUGGACGCUGAGAGGGCGGUGGGGAGGAGGAAGAAGAAGGCGAAGCACGAAAUCAAAGGGCCGAUCAAGACCCUGGUGGUGCUGGUGAUGGAGAACCGGUCGUUUGACCACAUGCUGGGGUGGCUCCGGAGCAAGGGCGGCCGCACGGACAUCGACGGCCUCACCGGUCGCGAGUCCAACCACGUCAAGGCGUCUGACCCCUCCUCCCCUGAGGUCUUUGUCUCCGACGGCGCCGCCUACGUCGACUACGACCCCGGCCACUCCUUCCAGGCUAUCCGCGAGCAGAUAUUCGGCUCCGAUGACACCUCUGCGGUUCCCGCCCCCAUGAGCGGCUUUGCCCAGCAGGCCGAGAGCAUGGGUGAGGGCGUGGCCGGCACCGUCAUGCGGGGUUUCGCCCCCGAGGCUGUCCCCGUCUACUCCGCUCUCGCGGAGGAGUUCGCGGUGUUCGAUAGGUGGUUCGCCUCCGUCCCGGCCUCCACCCAGCCCAAUCGCUUCUACGUCCACUCCGCCACCUCCCACGGCGCCACCAGCAACGUGCGCAGGGACCUCAUCCACGGCUUCCCCCAGAAGACCAUAUUCGAUUCCCUCGAUGAGGAUGGUCUCAGUUUCGGCGUCUACUACCAGAACAUCCCCGCCGUGCUCUUCUUCAAGAGCCUGCGGAAGCUGAAGCACCUCGUCAAGUUCCACAGCUACAAGCUCGCCUUCAAGCUGCACGCCAAGCAGGGCCGGCUGCCUAACUACGUGGUCAUCGAACAACACUACUUCGACGUGAAGCUCUCCCCGGCCAACGACGAUCACCCAUCCCACGACGUCGCCAGGGGUCAGAGGCUCGUGAAGGAGAUCUACGAGACGCUCCGGGCGAGCCCGCAGUGGAACGAGACGGCCUUGCUUAUCACCUAUGACGAGCAUGGCGGGUUCUACGACCAUGUGCCUACACCUGUCACUGGGGUGCCCAACCCGGACGGCAUCAUCGGCCCCGACCCUUUCUAUUUCAAGUUCGAUAGGUUGGGUGUUCGGGUUCCCACCAUCCUUAUCUCCCCUUGGAUUGAGAAGCGCACCGUGAUCCAUGAGCCUAAAGGGCCAACUCCAAAUUCACAAUUUGAGCACUCUUCCGUUCCAGCAACUGUAAAGAGAUUGUUCAACCUGAAUUCUAAUUAUCUCACAAAGAGAGAUGCUUGGGCUGGGACAUUUGAGAGCUACUUUUCCCUCAGGAAGACGCCAAGAACUGAUUGUCCAGAGAAACUCCCAGAAGUGAAGCCGCUGAGGCCAUUUGGACCGAGGGAAGAUAAAGUGCUCUCCGAGUUUCAGGUGGAACUGAUCCAACUUGCUUCUCAGCUCAAUGGAGACCAUGUGCUGAAUACCUACCCGGACAUUGGCAAGGGCAUGACCGUCGGCCAAGCCAACAAGUAUGCUGAGGAUGCAGUCGCGAGGCUUCUGGAAGCUGGCAGGGCCGCGCUGAGGGCUGGAGCGAAUGAAUCAGCCAUUAUCACGAUGAGACCUGCUUUAACUAGCCGACCUAGUGGAUGGUCUUCUGGUGCUUCCGUCCAAAGCAUUUGAUUUUAGAUAAAUUACUUGACUACAACAAGGCUUUGUAUAUGGUCAUACUUCCUCAUCUGAUGACUUAUUUGGUAUUCAUAGGAUACAGUGUAUGCUUAAACUGAUGGGAUGAAACACUCGUGCUCAAAUUCUAGUAUGCUCUACUCGAAAUUGUAGUAUGAUUACCCAUGUAACUAUUUGAUGGCCAUGCAGCUGGUGGCAGAUAUAUAUGUAUAUUUUAUACAA